AUGCGCAUGCUCUUCCUCGUGCUCGCCGCGCGCUCGGGAGCCGGAGUGGCGGGGUCGGAGCUGCUGCAACGGCGCGAGUGGCCGCGAGGGGUCGUGCUGGGGCUCUCCAGAGGGCGAGACCACUACGCGGUGCUCGCGGCGGCGCACGGGGCAGCUUCAGCUGAAACAGAGCCUCAGCAGCGCCUUCAGGCAGUGCAGCACAACGCCAGUGGCCUCUCUGGAGCUAUGCGGCGGCUGGCGGGCCUGUGCGACGGCGCCGAUCCGUGGGCUCGGGACGCGCAGUCGGCUCGCGUGCCGGUUGCCGAGUCAGCCUGGCUGGCGAGAAGCGCCAAGGCCUUCCCUGCAUUCUGGGCGCUGCCCAGAAGUGCGCAGUACCUUUGCUGCGCCGACGGGCGGCCUCGAUGUGGAUUGCCGCGAGUGGCGUGGGAGCCUCCAGUGGCGCGGUCGUUGGAACCGGGGGCCGUCUUCCUCAACCAACCAAACCUCAUUACCGACUGCCGGACCUCGCGCGAAGAGGCCCUGGGCGGUGACGUCGUGUGA
Messenger RNA from Emiliania huxleyi CCMP1516, 540 nucleotides. RefSeq lists its product as hypothetical. The record is from RefSeq and is a predicted model, not a curated record. The coding region runs from base 1 to 540 and encodes 179 amino acids. The transcript has 3 exons. NCBI's taxonomy places the organism in Eukaryota, Haptophyta, Isochrysidales, Noelaerhabdaceae.